AUGGCAUUGCAAGGAGCAGAAAUCAGAAUAGAGCAAGUCUCCAAAGACUUCCCAUUUGGAUCCGCCAUAGCCAGCACCAUUAUAGAAAAUCCACCAUAUCAGAAAUGGUUCCUGGACCGAUUCAACGCUGCCGUUUUCGAGAACGAGCUCAAAUGGGACGCGACCGAGCCUGCGCGUGGGCGCGUGAACUACACCACCCCGGACCAAAUGCUGGCUUUCGUCCGGGCCAACCGGAUCACGGCCCGCGGCCACAACAUCUUCUGGGAGAACCCGGAGUACACUCCCGGGUGGGUCCGAAACCUAUCGGGUCCGGAUCUGGGGUCGGCCGUGUGCGACCGGGUCCGGAGCCUGCUGACGCACUACCGGGGCGAGUUCGUCCACUGGGACGUCAGCAACGAGAUGCUCCACUUCGACUUCUACGAGCGGCGUCUUGGGCCCGCGGCGGCGCUGGGGCUGUUCGCGGCGGCCCACCGGGUCGACCCGCUGGCCACGCUUUUCAUGAACGAGUUCAACGUGGUGGAGACGUGCGGCGACGGCAACUCCACGGUGGACGCUUACGUGGAGAGGCUGAGGGGGCUGAGGGCCGGUGGGGUUUUUAUGGAUGGGAUUGGGCUGCAGGGACAUUUUGAUGAGCCCAAUGGGCCGCUUAUGAGGGGGGUGAUUGACAAGCUCGCGACGCUGGGCCUGCCCAUUUGGCUUACAGAGGUGGAUAUUAGCGACAAGUUCAGCAAGGAGACACAGGCGAUCUACCUAGAAGAAGUUCUGAGAGAAGGCUUCUCACAUCCUGCGGUCGACGGCAUAAUUCUCUGGUCGGCCAUUCGACGAGGCGGCUGUUACCAAAUGUGCCUCACAGACGGUGACUUCAACAACCUCCCGGCUGGCGAAAUUGUCGAUAAGCUCCUAAAAGAGUGGGAAACCGGAAAUUUGGAGGGAAAAACCGACGAGCAUGGUUCUUACAGCUUCAUCGGGUUCUUGGGUGAUUAUAAAGUCACAGUAGGUUAUAGAAACAACACGGUCGGCUCGACUUUUUCGCUCUCUAGAGGAAGGGAGACAAAACAUUUUAACAUGCAGUUGUAA
Molecule: messenger RNA, 1077 nt
Organism: Striga hermonthica
Lineage: Eukaryota; Viridiplantae; Streptophyta; Magnoliopsida; Lamiales; Orobanchaceae
Source: the annotation of a GenBank genome assembly